GCGCCGAUUGCGGCCUCUGCGGAGCCCGGCCCGCGCUGCUUCCCCGGCCCCGGCCUCCGCCCCAGCCGCCCCAUGUCGGCCGCCCCCGCCUACGGCGAGGACAAGGGCGGCUCCGCCGGCCCCGGGGAGCCCGAGUACGGCCACGACCCGGCGAGCGGCGGCAUCUUCUCCUCCGACUACAAGCGGCAUGAUGACCUGAAGGAGAUGCUGGAUACCAACAAGGAUUCCCUCAAGCUGGAGGCCAUGAAGAGGAUUGUGGCUAUGAUCGCCCGGGGAAAGAAUGCCUCAGACCUGUUUCCCGCUGUGGUGAAAAACGUGGCCUGCAAAAACAUAGAGGUGAAGAAGCUCGUCUAUGUGUACCUGGUACGUUAUGCCGAAGAGCAACAAGACCUGGCCCUGCUGUCUAUCUCCACCUUCCAACGUGGCCUAAAGGACCCCAACCAGCUGAUCCGGGCUAGUGCCCUCCGUGUCCUGUCUAGCAUCCGGGUGCCCAUUAUAGUGCCCAUCAUGAUGCUGGCCAUCAAGGAAGCUGCCUCGGACAUGUCACCCUAUGUACGGAAAACAGCAGCUCAUGCCAUCCCUAAACUCUACAGUCUGGAUUCUGACCAGAAGGACCAGCUGAUCGAGGUCAUUGAGAAGCUUCUGGCCGACAAGACCACGUUGGUGGCGGGCAGCGUGGUGAUGGCCUUCGAGGAGGUGUGCCCGGAGCGCAUCGACCUGAUUCACAAGAACUACCGGAAACUCUGUAACCUGCUCAUCGACGUGGAGGAGUGGGGCCAGGUGGUCAUCAUCAGCAUGCUCACCCGCUAUGCGCGCACGCAGUUCCUGAGCCCCACCCAGAACGAAUCUCUGCUGGAGGAGAACCCCGAGAAAGCCUUCUACGGCUCGGAAGAGGAUGAGGCCAAGGGCCCGGGCUCAGAGGAGGCGACCACCGCGGCGCUGCCCGCCCGCAAGCCCUACGUCAUGGAUCCCGACCACCGGCUGCUGCUGCGCAACACAAAGCCUCUGCUGCAGAGCCGCAGCGCGGCCGUGGUGAUGGCGGUGGCGCAGCUCUACUUCCACCUGGCGCCCAAGGCGGAGGUGGGCGUCAUCGCCAAGGCCCUGGUGCGCCUCCUGCGCAGCCACAGUGAGGUGCAGUAUGUGGUACUCCAGAACGUGGCCACCAUGUCCAUCAAGCGCCGGGGUAUGUUUGAACCCUACCUGAAGAGCUUCUACAUCAGAUCCACCGACCCCACCCAGAUCAAGAUCCUGAAGCUGGAAGUGCUGACCAACCUGGCCAAUGAGACCAACAUCCCUACUGUCCUACGGGAAUUCCAGACCUAUAUCCGCAGCAUGGACAAGGACUUUGUGGCAGCCACGAUCCAGGCCAUUGGACGCUGUGCAACCAACAUAGGCCGAGUCCGGGACACCUGCCUCAAUGGCCUGGUGCAGCUGCUAUCCAACCGUGAUGAGCUUGUGGUGGCAGAGUCCGUGGUGGUCAUUAAGAAGCUGCUCCAGAUGCAGCCUGCACAGCACGGAGAGAUCAUCAAACAUCUGGCAAAGCUCACAGAUAACAUCCAGGUGCCCAUGGCCCGAGCCAGCAUCCUGUGGCUUAUCGGCGAGUACUGUGAGCACGUCCCCAAGAUUGCACCUGAUGUCCUGAGAAAAAUGGCCAAGUCCUUCACGGCAGAGGAGGACAUUGUCAAGCUACAGGUCAUCAAUCUGGCAGCCAAGCUCUACCUGACUAACUCGAAGCAGACCAAGCUGCUGACCCAGUACGUGCUGAGUCUGGCCAAGUAUGACCAGAACUAUGACAUUCGUGACCGAGCGCGCUUUACCCGACAGCUGAUCGUCCCUUCAGAGCAAGGGGGGGCCCUCAGCCGUCAUGCCAAGAAGCUCUUCCUGGCACCCAAACCAGCCCCAGUCUUGGAGUCAUCCUUCAAAGACCGGGAUCACUUCCAGUUGGGUUCACUGUCCCACCUGCUCAAUGCCAAGGCCACAGGCUACCAGGAGCUCCCAGACUGGCCAGAGGAAGCUCCAGACCCAUCUGUGCGAAAUGUGGAGGUACCUGAAUGGACCAAGUGCUCAAAUCGAGAGAAGAGGAAGGAGAAGGAGAAGCCCUUCUACUCAGACUCUGAGGGGGAGUCAGGCCCCACAGAGUCUGCAGACAGUGACCCUGAGUCCGAGAGUGCCUCAGACAGUAAGAGCAGCAGUGAGAGUGGCUCUGGGGAGUCCAGCAGUGAGUCUGAUAGUGAAGACCAGGAGGAGGAGAAAGGGAAGAGCAGUGAGAGUGAACAGAGUGAAGAGGAAAGUGGGAAGAGGAAGAUGAAGAAGAGGAAGAAGGUAGCCGAGGGACAAGGAGAAGGUUCAUCCUCAGAUGAGGGCAGUGAUUCCAGCAAUAGCUCAUCAGAGUCUGAGAGGACAUCAGACACCGAGGAGGAGCAGGUGGAACCUGAUUCUUGGAGGAAAAAAACACCUCCCAGCAGCAAAAGUGCCCGCGUGGCCAAGGAGAUCUCCCUGCUUGACCUAGAGGACUUCACUCCUUCCAGUGUCCAGCCUGUGUCUCCCCCCACGAUUGUGUCCACCAGUCUGGCUACUGACCUGGAGGGCCUGACGCUCACAGAUUCCCCGCUGGUGCCCUCGCUGCUGAGUCCGGUGUCUGGUGUUGGGAGGCAGGAGCUGCUGCAUCGUGUAGCUGGCGAGGGGCUGGCUGUGGACUACACCUUCAGCCGCCAGCCUUUCUCUGGGGACCCCCACAUGGUGUCUGUGCACAUCCACUUCUCCAACAGCUCUGAGACCCCCAUCAAGGGCCUGCACGUGGGCACCCCCAAACUGCCCCCUGGCAUCAGCAUCCAGGAAUUUCCUGAAAUCGAGUCCCUGGCGCCGGGAGAAUCUGCCACUGCUGUAAUGGGCAUUAAUUUCUGUGACUCAACCCAGGUGGCCAACUUCCAGCUGUGUACCCAAACCCGGCAGUUCUAUGUCUCCAUUCAGCCACCCGUUGGGGAGCUGAUGGCUCCCGUGUUCAUGAGUGAGAAUGAGUUCAAGAAGGAACAAGGAAAGCUGACAGGCAUGAGCGAGAUCACAGAGAAGCUCACGCUGCCAGACACUUGUCGGAGUGACCACAUUGUGGUGCAGAAAGUGACAACCGUUGCCAACCUGGGUCGUGUACCCUGUGGGACAUCUGAUGAGUACAGAUUUGCAGGCAGGACACUGACCAGUGGGAGCCUGGUCCUACUGACCCUGGAUGCCCGGCCCACUGGAGCCGCCCAGCUGACUGUCAACAGCGAGAAGAUGGUGAUUGGCACCAUGCUGGUGAAGGACGUGGUACAGGCUCUGACCCAGUGAUUCCCAAGGGCUAGGACCUCUUUGACCUCCACUUGUCGCUCCCUCAUUGUAUCUGGGCUGUUAGCCCCCCUCUUCUCUCUCUCAUAGCAGAUAGUAUCCAGGGGGGCCUGUUGCCCUCUGCUCAUUACCAGGCUCCCUCCACAGGGCCCCUCCCUAUAAGUUCCACGGUGACCUAUGCAGGGGGAGCCAGCAGCUGCUCCCCUCAUCUUCCUGGCUUUCUGCAGCUAUUUAUGUAGCAAUAUCCCAAUAAAAUGUCUUCUCCCUA
Messenger RNA from Nyctereutes procyonoides (raccoon dog), 3589 nucleotides. It is a transcript of the gene AP3B2, whose product is annotated as adaptor related protein complex 3 subunit beta 2. Gene Ontology annotation, biological process: anterograde synaptic vesicle transport; vesicle-mediated transport; intracellular protein transport. Bases 73 to 3324 code for a protein of 1083 amino acids. The transcript has 26 exons. Gene Ontology annotation, cellular component: AP-3 adaptor complex; membrane coat. The record is from RefSeq and is a predicted model, not a curated record. NCBI's taxonomy places the organism in Eukaryota, Metazoa, Chordata, Mammalia, Carnivora, Canidae.